GAGGCCGCGGGGACAGUAUAGAGAGCGCACCUUGGAUGAGGUCCCGCAGCGACGCCCCAGCCCGCCCCGCUGCUCCUCCUCCUGCCAGGCCAAGUUGCCUCCCAUUUGGGGAUUUUUUUGUGGGUUUUCUUUCUCCUCCUCCAACCUCUGCGGAGGCCACGACUCAGGCGCCAAAGCCGGGAGCCGCCUCCAGGUGGGGCAGCCGCUUGCUGAAGUCAGCGAAACCGAGCCUGUCCUGGAGCAGGCUGCGCGGGAGGCCAAGGCCAUGGCCAUAGCCACGUCGGCCCUGCUGGCCCGGGCACUCUACGACAACGCUGCUGUCCCCCAGGAGCUGUCCUUCCGCCGAGGGGACGUCCUACGGGUACUGCAGAGGGAGGGUGCUGGUGGGCUGGACGGCUGGUGCCUCUGCUCCCUGCAUGGCCAGCAGGGCAUUGUGCCCGCCAACAGAGUGAAGCUCCUUCCUGAUGGCCCGGCACCCAAGCCCAGCCUCUCCCAGGUGCCUGGCUCACCAUAUCCAGCCAGAGCAAGCAAUGACCAGGAGGUUUAUGUGGUGCCACCCCCAGCCCGGCCCUGUCUGACCUCAGGAUCUCCAGCUGGACCCUGCCUGCCCUCCCCUGACCCCAUCUACAAGAUCCCCAGAGGCAGUGGGACCCAACUGGCUGCCCCUGGAGAUGGCUUGGAGGUCUACGAUGUGCCCCCCUCUGCCCUCCGAGUUCCCUCCAGUGGCCCGUAUGACUCCCCUGCCUCCUUUUCCCACCCUCUGGCCCGAGUCAUCGAAACCCCUGGAGAGGAUGAAGCUCCCUAUGAUGUGCCUCUGGCCCCGAAGCCACCGUCAGAGCUGGAGCCAGAUCUGGAGUGGGAGGAGGGCCGAGAGCCAGCCCCUCUCUAUGCUGCCCCCUCCAACCUGAAACGGGCAUGCCUGCUCAACCUGUACGAAGCACCAGAGGAACUGCUAACAAAUGAAGGUGGGGGCACUGACGAGGGCAUCUACGACGUGCCUCUGGGGCCAGAGACACCUCUUUCCAGAGCCCCUGAGAGCCUCAGCUCCCAGUGACACAGACACUUGGCACUGCUUCUGGCCAGAAGCCCUGCACCCUCUCACAGGCCCAGGUUGCCCUCUGCUGAAAGCCUGUCUCGCCGCCCUCUGCCUGCCCUGCCUGUCCUUGGCCCCAGUCCUUCCGCAGCUCCCUCUCCUGCUCCAGGCAGAAAGGGCAGCAUCCAGGACAGGCCUCUGCCACCCCCACCUCGCCUGUCUGGCUAUGGGGCUAAGGUUGAGGGGGAUCAGGGCCAGGAGGUGGAGGAUGACUCGGCAGAACACCACAAUGAGUAUGAGGGCAUCCGGAUGGCUGAGGAGUACGACUACGUCACCUGAAGGUGAGCUCACCUCCAGCCAGGUAUAGAUAAAGCUCAAGGAUCUAGGCCCCUGGAUAAGACCUUCCCUGGGGAGCCUGAAUUGUUGGAGAAGGGCCCACCAGAGCAGCAGGAGGUCCUGUCGGCAGGGGAGCCGCUGGUUCUGCCGGCCGGAGAUCUACAGCUUCUACACUUCUACGCAGGCCAGUGCCAGAGCCACUACUCUGCGCUGCAGGCGGCUGUGGCGGCCCUGAUGUCCAGCACCAGGGCCAAUCAGCCCCCACGCCUCUUUGUGCCCCAUGGCAAGCGGUUGGUGGUGGCUGCUCACCGCCUGGUGUUUGUUGGGGACACCCUGGGCCGGCUGGCAGCCUCUGCCGCUCUCCGAGCACAGGUUGGGGCUGCAGGUACAGCGCUGGGCCAGGAAUUGCGGGCUACUGUGCUCGCUGUCAAGGGGGCCGCUCUGGGCUACCCAUCUGGUUCCGCAGCACAAAAGAUGGCGCAGUGUGUGACACAGCUGGCUGGAAAGGCCCUGCAGUUCACCACCCUGCUCACCAGCCUGGCCCCCUGAGGCUCCCCUGGCCCUGCUCCGACUCUGCCCUGUCUGCCAGAGCCCCGCCCCAGCCUUUGAGCUGCUGGAGGGCUCUGUUCAGGCACUUGGAGGGGUGGGGAUAUACUUCCCGGUUCCUGCCCCUUCCGGUUAUGUCAGUCUCUCACAGAGGCAUCUCUUCCCCCACCCCACAGCUUUUUGUAUGAGCCAUUUUGUAUAAAUUAUUUUUAUUUAAUAUUAUUCCCUGCUUUGUCAGGAGCAGGUGCUAGGCCCUCUGGGGCAAAGAGGAGCUGGACUUUUCCUCCUCUCAGCCUGGGGCAGAGGCACUCAGUCACUGUGCUGCCGCCCACCUCUGGGAGCCUGGCCCUGCAGAGGGCCAGGUGGAUGAAAGCUGGGCCACGCUUUCUGGGCUGUAGAACAUCAGUGCCUCUCUGUUCGGUGAGAGUGAGGGCAGGAUGUGGAUUGCCCAGAAUGUGAACCUUGGGAGAAGGCAGAGGGCUCUUUCCCACAGGAAACUGGUGAGCGCUGGGCCUCAGGUGCUGGGCAGGCACCUCAAUAAACCGUACUGUCUGGU
Phyllostomus discolor (pale spear-nosed bat) is the source of this 2471-nucleotide messenger RNA. RefSeq names its product embryonal Fyn-associated substrate (gene EFS). Gene Ontology annotation, cellular component: cytoplasm; plasma membrane; focal adhesion. The record is from RefSeq and is a predicted model, not a curated record. Lineage: Eukaryota; Metazoa; Chordata; Mammalia; Chiroptera; Phyllostomidae. Gene Ontology annotation, biological process: cell migration; cell surface receptor protein tyrosine kinase signaling pathway. Gene Ontology annotation, molecular function: protein binding.